UGCGCAAAGCCUUGUGAUAUAGGUUGAGCUAAGAGUGGCUUCCUAUUGAGCCAUGCAGGUCGAGAAUUGCAUCUCGCCAGCGAGUGAUCUCUCCAAGAAAUUUAUGAAUGUGGGCAGUGGCUUUCCGAGCUCCGAUGGAUCAGAGCUUGCCUUGCAGGACCAUCCUAUUUUAUCUGCAAGUGACAACCUGGAGAGAAGUUCACCCCUGAAAAAAAACUCCAGGGAGAUGACGAAUCAGUCAGAGGCAGACAAUUUUCCCGACUCCAAGGACGCAUCGGGGGACGUCCAGAGGGGCAAACUCUCUCCUGAUCUUCACGGCGUCUCUGACAUCCGUCAUAAUUUCGAUGGAUCUGCAGGAGAAAGGUGCAUCUUUUCUCCGUCCACCCAGCCACAGUCAGUCUCCGCAGCUCCCGGUGCCAUGUUCCCUUACCCGAGCCAGCAUGGACCAGCGCACCCGGCUUUUUCUAUUGGAAGCCCCAGCCGCUACAUGGCCCAUCACCCGGUCAUAACUAAUGGAGCUUACAACAGCCUUCUGACCAACACCUCACCUCAAGGCUACCCGGCAGCGGGCUACCCUUACGCGCAACAGUAUGGACACACUUACCAAGGAGGGGCUUUUUACCAGUUCUCUUCGGCGCAAGCAGGACUGGUCCCGGGGAAAGCGCAGGUGUAUCUGUGCAACAGGGCCCUGUGGCUGAAGUUUCACAGGCACCAAACCGAGAUGAUCAUCACAAAGCAAGGACGACGAAUGUUCCCGUUUUUAAGCUUCAACAUUUCUGGCCUUGACCCAACCGCUCACUACAAUAUAUUUGUGGAUGUAAUACUGGCUGAUCCAAAUCACUGGCGAUUUCAAGGAGGAAAGUGGGUGCCAUGUGGAAAAGCAGACACAAAUGUAAUAGGAAAUAGGGUUUACAUGCACCCGGACUCACCAAAUACCGGUGCUCACUGGAUGCGUCAAGAAAUAUCAUUUGGAAAGCUAAAGCUGACAAACAACAAAGGGGCCUCAAACAACACAGGGCAGAUGGUGGUUCUCCAGUCUCUCCACAAGUACCAGCCCAGGCUCCAUGUGGUGGAAGUGAACGAGGAUGGGACGGAGGACACCAGCCAGCCAGGACGAGUCCAGACUUUCACCUUCACGGAGACGCAAUUCAUCGCCGUCACAGCCUACCAGAAUACCGACAUUACGCAACUGAAAAUUGACCACAAUCCGUUUGCUAAAGGAUUUCGGGACAACUAUGACACUGUCUACACAGGGUGCGACAUUGACCGCCUAACGCCAUCACCGGGUGACUCUCCGCGUUCACAGAUCGUGCCGGGUGCGAGAUAUGCCAUGCCUAGCUCUUUCCUGCAGGACCAAUUUGUCAGCACUUAUGCCAAAUCUCGCUUUCACCCUGGCGUGGGGACUGGUCCUGGCACGGAGCGCAGCGUCCCACUCGGCAACAGCUUGCUAUCCCCGCAGCAAACCGAGGAGCCCACUGUUGCCACCCCCCCGCAGCGAUGGUUUGUCACCCCUGCCAACAACCGACUGGACUUUGCUGCCUCGGCAUACGACGCCGCCGAUUUCGCCGGUAACGCGGCCACCUUGCUGUCCUACGCAGCGGCCGGAGUGAAGGCUCUUCCCCUGCCGACUGCAGGCUGCUCCAACCGGCCUCUUGGCUAUUACGCAGACCCGUCAGGCUGGGGAGGACGCACGCCGCCGCAGUACUGUGGCGUGAAUAGCAAAUCCAGCUCGGUCUUUUCCUGCUGGCCCGCUAACUCCAUCGGUGGCAGAGCGGGCACCAACUACCUGGGCGAGGAGGGAGACUCUAUCCCGACAGAGAGAUCACCGAUCGGCGGCUCGGAGGAGACCAAACCCAAGGACAUGACAUCUGAGUCGAGCUGGAUAGAGACGCCGUCGUCCAUUAAGUCCAUCGAUUCAAGCGAUUCCGGUAUCUUUGAACAGGCCAAAAGAAGGCGAAUCUCACCUUCUGCCACGCCGGUUUCAGAGACAGUGUCCCCGUUAAAAUCGGAGCUGCUGGCACCGAGAGAGUGUGAGAAGAACUGCACAAAGGACAUUGGCUACACACUGAAAAACUGUGAAGUUGACAAGUUUUCUGGUCGGCGGCCAAAGGAAGUGACACACACCAGAAGAAAGUCUAGAUUGUCUGAAAAUGCGCAAAAGGACGAGAACAGGCCCGGGGGGGAACCUCAAAACGCGUCGUUUGAUCAAGUCUGCGCCGAAAUCACCGCUGCACCCGACGGGAUUCUACACCCAGCGGAGAUCCCUGCUCCGUCUCGCCGUUACCGCGACGUGCCGAGGGAGGGUGAUGGACACCGCGGACCAGGGGGCUCAGAUAGAGCCGCUGCUGCCACCGAGGACACAGAGGGAAAGCUCAUGCAUUCUGAAAACUUGGAGGCUCCUUGGCUCUUCAAAUAUCAGAGGAACGACGAUGAGGCUGUGGUGGACAGAGGAGGAACACGGUCCCAACAGAGAGCCAACUUUGAGCAGGAAGAUCUUGAAGGCCACAGGACUCUCUACAUCGGGGUCCAUGUCCCCUUGGGCAGCACCAGGCACCGCAGCCAUCGCAGGCACCGUCACCAUGGAAACAAGCAUUGGAGGAAAAGCAGGGGCCGAUCCCUCACCUUGGUUGAGGGUAGAGAGUCUCCUCUUUACGACACUCCCUCCCAGAGAGUGCAGUUCCUUCUGGGCACCGAGGAUGACGACGAGGAGCAUAUUCCUCAUGACCUCUUCACAGAGAUGGAUGAGAUCUGUUUGAGGGAUGGAGAAGACUCUGAGUGGAGGGAAAGUGCCAGGUGGCUGAAGUUUGAGGAGGACGUUGAGGACGGAGGAGAGCGAUGGAGCAAACCCUACGUAGCCACCCUGUCUCUACACAGUCUGUUUGAGCUGCGGAGCUGCAUUAUCAACAGCACUGUGCUGCUCGACAUGAGGGCUAAUACCAUUGAUGAGAUUGCUGACAUGGUCCUGGACCACCAGGAGUUAUACUCACCGCUGGGGGAUGAGCUUAGAAAGAAAGUGCGGGAGACAAUGUUGAAGCAGCACCAUCACCAGAACCAGAAGAAGCUGGCUAACCGUCUACCAAUUGUGCGCUCCAUUGCCGACAUAGGUCGACGGACAUCAGAGCUCCACCUGGACAAGAAUGGUCAGAUGUCGUCCUCCCAGUCUCAGCUGGCGGGUCCGGAUGGGAAAGGGGACGUCAGUAGAGAGAACAGUUCUGUUGACUUCAGCAAGAUAGACCUUCAUUUCAUGAAGAAGAUCCCGCCAGGGGCCGAAGCGUGUAACGUGUUAGUGGGAGAGCUGGAAUUUCUGAACAAGCCGGUGGUGGCGUUUGUCCGCCUUUCGCCAGCGGUUCUGCUCAAUGGGCUGGCUGAAGUCCCCAUUGCCACAAGGUUUCUGUUUAUUCUCUUGGGGCCCUUGGGUAGAGGGCCUCAAUAUCAUGAGAUUGGAAGGUCCAUUGCAACACUUAUGACAGAUGAGGUUUUCCAUGAUGUGGCCUAUAAAGCUAAAGACAGGAAUGAUCUCAUCGCUGGGAUUGAUGAAUUCCUGGAUCAAGUGACAGUCCUGCCUCCAGGAGAGUGGGACCCAUCCAUACGGAUAGAGCCCCCCAAAAAUGUACCAUCUCAGGAGAAGAGGAAGAAAAGUAACAUUUUACCGAACGGAUUAGUGGAGGGUGAUGAGGAGGAUGAGCACAGUGGCCAUGGAGGUCCAGAACUGCAACGCACUGGAAGGUGGUUUGGUGGUCUCAUUCUAGACAUCAAGCGAAAGGCACCCCACUACUUGUCCGACUACACUGAUGCUAUUAGUUUGCAGUGUGUGGCCUCUUUCCUAUUCCUCUAUUGUGCCUGCAUGUCCCCUGUCAUCACCUUUGGAGGACUACUGGGCGAGGCAACAGAAGGACGCAUAAGUGCAAUUGAGUCGUUGUUUGGAGCCUCGCUGACCGGAAUAGCCUAUUCCCUAUUUGCCGGGCAGCCCCUUACCAUUCUGGGCAGCACGGGGCCAGUGCUUGUAUUUGAAAAGAUAUUGUUCAAAUUCUGCAAGGAGUUUGGCUUGUCCUAUCUGUCACUGAGAACCUGUAUUGGUCUGUGGACAGCUUUCCUCUGUAUUGUGCUGGUGGCCACAGAUGCCAGUUCCCUCGUUUGUUACAUCACACGGUUUACAGAGGAAGCCUUCGCCUCACUCAUCUGCAUCAUCUUUAUCUACGAGGCCUUGGAAAAACUUAUCCACUUGGGGGAACACUAUCCCUUUAACAAGAACAACAACCUGGACACGCUCACCACGUACUCAUGUUCAUGCGUUGAGCCUUCUGACCCCACCAAUGGCACCCUGAAGUAUUGGGAGAUCAACAACAUCACUGCCACAGAAAUCUACUGGGAAGCGCUGGAAGUCAAGGACUGUAUUGAAAAGCGAGGCGAGUUUGUGGGCAGCGCCUGUAGCCCACACGGGCCCUAUGUCCCUGAUGUCCUCUUUUGGAGUGUCCUUCUCUUUUUUUCUACCGUCUUCAUGUCCGCCUUCCUAAAGGAGUUCAAGUUCAGCAAUUACUUUCCCACAAAGGUGAGGUCCAUCAUCAGUGACUUUGCUGUUUUCUUCGCCAUCUUUACAAUGGUCUUAGUCGACUAUGCCUUAGGGAUUCCCUCUCCAAAGCUAAAGGUUCCCAGUGUGUUUAAGCCAACGAGAGAUGAUCGAGGAUGGUUCAUCAACCCGCUGGGGCCCAACCCCUGGUGGACGGCAGUCAUAACGGUGGUGCCAGCUCUGCUUUGUACCAUCCUCAUCUUCAUGGACCAGCAGAUCACAGCUGUCAUCAUUAACAGGAAGGAACACAAACUCAAGAAAGGCUGUGGGUACCACCUGGAUCUGUUCAUGGUGGGGGUGAUGCUUGGUGUGUGCUCCUUGAUGGGUUUGCCGUGGUUCGUAGCAGCCACUGUCCUCUCCAUCACCCAUGUCAACAGCCUGAAGCUUGAGUCGGAGUGCUCAGCCCCUGGUGAACAGCCCAAGUUCCUCGGCAUCAGAGAGCAACGCUUUACUGGCCUCAUGAUCUUCACCCUCAUGGGCUGCUCUGUCUUCAUGACAUCUGUGCUGAAGUUCAUUCCUAUGCCUGUGCUGUAUGGAGUAUUCCUUUACAUGGGAGCAUCCUCUCUCAGAGGAAUUCAGUUCUUUGACCGUCUGACACUGUUCGGUAUGCCGGCCAAGCACCAGCCAGACUUCAUCUAUCUACGACACGUACCCCUGAGGAAAGUGCACCUGUUCACCAUCAUCCAGCUCAGCUGUUUGGUUCUGCUCUGGGUCAUCAAGACCUCCAAGGCAGCCAUUGUCUUUCCUAUGAUGGUGUUAGCGCUCGUGUUUAUCAGAAAGCUAAUGGACUGUAUCUUCACCAAGAGAGAGCUGAGCUGGCUGGAUGACCUCAUGCCAGAAAGCAAGAAGAAGAAGCUUGAGGAUGCUGAAGAGGAGGAGGAGCAGAGUAUACUGGCAGAAGAUGAGGGAGUGGUGCAAGUGCCAUUAGAAGGAUACAAAGGAAUACCAAUCAUCAACAUCACAGAUGAAAUGUCAAAGGGUUCUUUUGGAAAUACUUGGAAUGCCAACGGCUAAGACAUUUGAGAGAGAAUUGAGGCAUCAGAACAUUAUGUUUACCACAACACUCACAGUAUUUCCCCACAAAAUGGGAAUGCAAGAUGAGAAAUGUAAUGUGAAGAAGAUGAAGGACAGUGUUGUGAGUCUUUGUCACUGCCCCUUCUGUGUGUUCGUAAACCAAUCUGCAUUGUGUGCUGCAGCUUAUCAAUCCUUCAAGUUUAGCUUCGUAAUUCUCUGU
Messenger RNA from Xiphias gladius (swordfish), 5801 nucleotides. RefSeq names its product sodium-driven chloride bicarbonate exchanger-like. The transcript is spliced from 33 exons. Gene Ontology annotation, biological process: monoatomic anion transport; regulation of intracellular pH; transmembrane transport. The record is from RefSeq and is a predicted model, not a curated record. The coding region runs from base 53 to 5581 and encodes 1842 amino acids. Gene Ontology annotation, molecular function: sodium:bicarbonate symporter activity; DNA-binding transcription factor activity; monoatomic anion transmembrane transporter activity. NCBI's taxonomy places the organism in Eukaryota, Metazoa, Chordata, Actinopteri, Istiophoriformes, Xiphiidae. Gene Ontology annotation, cellular component: plasma membrane; nucleus; basolateral plasma membrane.